UAGAUUGUAAACGAUUGGUACGAUUUAUCUUUAACAAAUUAUUAUAGUAAAAGUAAUGAUGAAUUAUUAAUAAUACUAUUUUAUAAAUAUAUAGUUGAUUUGGAGCAAGAGGAUAUCAUGGCGCUAACUUCGACUUUAUUUAAAUUGUACAAGAGGUUUAGUUUAAGAAAUAAAGAAAUAACAUCACGCUUUUGUAGUGCUGUACAGCAUGCAAACGAUGCUAACACUGUUCUGGCGGUGAGAGAAAAAAACAAAAUGGAAGUUUUAAAUCCUGCUGGUGAAGAUUUGUCGACCAUAACACCUCACUUUUCUAAUACUUUUAAUUUAGCAGCAUAUGUUAACCAAUCUGAAACAUUGAAAAAUUUAGUUGAUUUAAAUGUUAACAUAAGUAAAAUUGAAAAGAAACCUUACAUAGUUGAAAGAUUUUUGAAAUUAGAUUUUGAAAAGGAUAUCAAGAACCAUAUAAUAUUUCUCAAUAACUAUAUUGAUAUGGAAGAUAUAGGCAUUUUCUUAACAAAAAAUCCAAUGAUUCUCUGUGAACCAUUGCAAGACCUCCAAAUACGAGUUAAUUAUUUGUACGCCAAAAGUUUUGAAGAACGUCAAAUUCAGAGGAUUAUUAUGAAAAAUCCUUUCUGGUUGUUAUUUAGUACGAUAAGGAUAGACAAAAGAUUAGGAUUCUUUCAAGAAAGUCUUAACUUAUGUGGUAAGGAAGUAAGAGAUUUGGCAACCAAGCAACCUAAGCUAAUAACCUACAAUAUACAUAGUGUAAAAUGUAAUAUCUUUGUAAUAAAAGAGGAAAUGGGCUUUGAAGACACAGAAGUGAAAGAAUUAGUUUUACACAAACCAAAACUUUUAAUGUUGAAUCAGCGGUCUCUGUUUGAAAGAUUCAAUUACAUCCACAAUGUAAUGAAAAUUUCACAUCAAACAAUCAAACAAAACCCUGAAAUAUUAAUGUGUAGAAAGUUUAGAAUAAGACAAAGACAUUUAUUUUUAGAAAAAUUGGGCCGCUCGCAAUAUGAUCCAAAGAAAGAAAAUUAUAUUCCAAUUCAAUCUUUAGUUGAAGAUUCAGAUAUUAACUUUUGCAAAAAUGUUGCAAAAUGUGAUAUCAAUGACUUUAAUAGUUUUUUGAAGACUUUAUAAGUUAACCAGCCUUUCCUAAUACAAUUUUAUUAUGAAAUGCAUUUAAAGAGUGGUACAAAAAAGCAUCAAUAAUUCCUGCAACUGUGAAAACUCCACCAAUUAUAGCACAUAUAUUUGUUGCAAAAUGACCAAUAGACCUGAAAAAAAAGAGAUAUUGUUUAGUGUAUAAUAUGUGAAGCAAAUAAAUGUUUAUAUAUUAAGA
Messenger RNA from Spodoptera litura, 1342 nucleotides. RefSeq names its product mitochondrial transcription termination factor 3 (gene mTerf3). Gene Ontology annotation, cellular component: mitochondrion. Gene Ontology annotation, biological process: mitochondrial transcription; mitochondrial ribosome assembly; regulation of DNA-templated transcription. Lineage: Eukaryota; Metazoa; Arthropoda; Insecta; Lepidoptera; Noctuidae. Gene Ontology annotation, molecular function: double-stranded DNA binding. The record is from RefSeq and is a predicted model, not a curated record.